This is a messenger RNA of Caenorhabditis angaria, 1995 nucleotides long. The record is from the annotation of a GenBank genome assembly. Lineage: Eukaryota; Metazoa; Nematoda; Chromadorea; Rhabditida; Rhabditidae.
AUGUUGGAAUUUUUCAAAGUUUGUGCAUUUUUUUUUGCAUUUUGUAAGUUUUUUUAUUUAUUUAUUUUUUAGAAAAAAAUACAUUUUUUCGAAUUGUAUGAUAAGAUAACGACAAAAUGUAACAUUUUUUGAGAAAAAAAAAAUAAAUCGAAAUAAUCCUCAAAAAGUUAACGGCUUAGGGGAAUUGCAACAAAAAAAUACUGAGAAAAAUCAAACUUCUUGCAGAUUCGGCUGUAAAAUGUGAGACGAAACCAGUUGCGAUGGGAAAUGUUCAAACUGUUAUCAACAGUGCAAAAUUGUAUUCGGAAGAACCGUCGAAAAACUAUUCAGCUACUGCAUUGUGGUGUGAAGUGAAAAAAGAUAAAAAUGCGGAGGAUAUUCGGGCUGCCAAGUUUGUCAGACAUCAUGAUAAAUUUGAAUUUCCUGUUAGUUUUUUGGGGGAAAUAUUGGGAUUUGAAUUUAAAAAUAUGUGUAUCAGGCUACAGCUGAACAGUUUUGUUUUAAAUUGUUACAUAACCAAUUCAGAGCAAGAUGAUGUCGAUAAAGAAAACUUAUACUUAGAAAUCAAAAAAAAAUUGAAUUUUUCAAAACCUAAAUUUCAGAAAAAAGUAAAAUUAUUUCUGAAAAUUUCAUAUUCCUGCGCCAUUCAGAAAUCAAAAUCUUUUGAUCUAUAAAAUUCAAUUCGCGAUUUCCAGGCCGACAUUGACAGUGCUAACCGAGCCUAUUUGAACUUCCCAAAAGAAGCUAGCGCUUCUGCUAGUGGAAAAUAUCGCUGUGAAAUAACAUUGCUAGACGGACAAACUAUUGUUGGAAAUAUGUUCGCUUAUCGUAAGUUAAAAAAUUUAUCAAAUUCACAAUCUGUGUUCUUUUUUCUCUCAGAUAGUGCAAUUAUCAACAACACAAAUCGUUGGCCGGUCACAAAAUCUGAAGAUGAUCCAGUUCUUAUUUAUGUAUGUUUUAUUUUUUAUUUUGAAAAAAAUGUUUUAAUCUGGUUUUUUCUUCAGGCUCCAGCUAUUACUGCUCCACUUGAAUCUGAUGCUGAAAUUGAAUGUCCAUUUGGAGGAUAUCCUGUUCCAUCAGUCACUUGGUAUAAAGACAAUUAUCCAAUCGGUAAUCAAGAGUUUUCUGAAAUAUUUUGAAAUUUCUUUUUUUUCCAGAAUUUGGAGAGAAAUUCCAUUGGGACAAAGAAACACACGUUUUGAAAAUCAAAAAUGUCAACGUGACAGAUGCUGGAGAAUAUAGGUAUGUGAGAAGAAAAUUUAGAUUUUGAAUUUUUUGCCGCCAAAUUUUAGAUUUCAAAAAAUUUGUCACAUGGAUUCUUUUUUUAGCAGGGAACAUUUUGAGAUUUCAAAAAAAUUCAGUUUUUUUGACGCCAAAAAUAUGAGUUCCACCCUGUAAUUAACAUAAAAAUCCGAGAAAAUAUAGGUUUUUUUUCGGCAAAAUUAUAGCUCUACAAUGAAAAAUUUGCACUUUUAUUACUGUGGAAAAAUUUUCAUGGAAAUUUUCACUGUUUCACAAAAUCAUAAUUUCUGAUUUAUAAUGCAAUUUUUAGUGCAUAUGAUAAAAUUUUGAAAAUGUGAACUGAAAUUAUGAAUUGAAAAAUAUUUUUUUCAUUUUUUGAAGUACCUUAUUUUCCAGACAAGCCUAAUAUGUAUAUCCAUAUCUAAUUUCGUUUUUUUUUCAGAUGCGAAUUGAAAAACAUGUUCCCAUUGGUUUAUGAAGGACCAGAACAAACUUAUGAAGCAAAAUUGGCGAGAAGAUUGGAAGUUGGAAGUGAGUUCACCGAAUUUUCUCACAAAAAUAAUCUCCAAAAUAUUUUCAGGCAAUCUUGGUUGGAUUCUUCCACUUAUCGUAAUUCUCAUAAUUCUUCUUCUCCUCUUCAUUAUAAUAUUUGUUUGCCAACGUUGCCAAAAAUACAAAUCUGCAGAUUAUAAUGUUGAAGCACGCGAACGUGGUCUUCACAAUGAUACAACUCCGCUUAAAAAUAGUGUCUAA